Adineta ricciae is the source of this 1134-nucleotide messenger RNA. NCBI's taxonomy places the organism in Eukaryota, Metazoa, Rotifera, Eurotatoria, Adinetida, Adinetidae. The record is from the annotation of a GenBank genome assembly.
AUGGAAUGGACGUAUAUGAGUUACACAGUCGCCAAUUAUGGAAUUACAUUUGGUCUUGUUCUUAUUACGAUUUUGGGUGUUUUUGUUACAUAUUUUAGUUCAAGAAAAGGUCGAGAGUUUGUUAUUGAAAAAGUUAUUGGAAUCAAUCCGGAAAAAGCACAUGAUACUUAUGAUGAUCAAAAUAGCAAAAGCCUUUCUCUCGACACGAAUGAAAAUCAAUUUAAACAACGAUCCACUUUUUAUAUUGGUAUAUUUUGUUGUUUACUCGGAGGAAUGAUAUUAUCCAUAACAGCCGUACUCAUGUUUCAAGGUUGUUUCUUGAUAGAUAUUAGACUUGUACCAGGUGAUAAUUGUCCUAAAUAUACGAUGGAUUGUUUUGUUUUUGAAGGCAGUAGUUUUGUUCCUAUAGCACAUAACGCAACAUUCGUUUGUCAAUAUAUGAAUAAGGCGGAAUUUCCUGCUGAUAUAUCGGAUGCUACAGCAUGGUGUUAUGCAUGGGUUAUUCGUUAUCAAUCUGUAGCAAGUGUUUUAGAUCAGAUCGGUAUAGCUAUUGCUCUUAUUGGUUUCUUUACAACAAUCUUAGCUAUUAUUGUUUAUCUUGGUAAAAGUAUAAAAACUAUUAUAGUAUCUAUGAUUAUUAUUUCAAGCUGUUGUGCUCUUAUUCUUCUUCUUCUAUUUUUCAAAUGGUCAUUUGCUCCUUUAACUUACGCAAUUCUUUNGGUUAUUCGUUAUCAAUCUGUAGCAAGUGUUUUAGAUCAGAUCGGUAUAGCUAUUGCUCUUAUUGGUUUCUUUACAACAAUCUUAGCUAUUAUUGUUUAUCUUGGUAAAAGUAUAAAAACUAUUAUAGUAUCUAUGAUUAUUAUUUCAAGCUGUUGUGCUCUUAUUCUUCUUCUUCUAUUUUUCAAAUGGUCAUUUGCUCCUUUAACUUACGCAAUUCUUUCAUUAGGUAUAACAUUAGGAGUAUUUGGAUUACUUCUCUUUUGUCUUCUAUCCAAAGCAGAAAAGCAGACGAAUAGCACACAGAUACUCAUACCAAUUACAAAUCCAUUGAAUAUAGAACAAUCCACUUCAUCGACAAAAUUAUCUGACGAACUUGUAAUUAUACAUCAUUCAUCAAAAGUCACACCUUUAUAA